AUGGAACCAAGAUACCCAAUCCUCCCCGAAAACCUCCUCCUCAUCUCCCUGAAGAUGUACUUCACCCCAGACCGCACCCUCUCCUACCUAAACGCCCUCCUAAACCCAGAUAACGAGAUCGUCCACCCAGCCAACCGCCAAAAACUCCUCCUAGCCCUAAUCCCUGAUUUCCUAACCAUCCACCCCUGUGCGCAAAUAAUCAAAGCCUACGAAGAUACCCUCCGCACCCAAAACAUCCCCACAACCCCAUCCCCCUUCCUCCUCGGCGCGCAAGACUGUUUCUGGGAGUCCGCAGGCGCAUACACAGGCGAAGUCUCACCGACCUCACUAGCAAGCCUGGGAUGCAAAAUCGUCGAACUGGGCCACGCAGAGCGAAGGGCCAUUUUCAACGAGACAGACGCGCAGACGGCGGCCAAGGCUGCCGCGGCCUGUAGGCACGGCAUGGUGCCGCUUGUUUGUGUUGGGGAGGUUACGGCGCCCGGCGCGGUUGUUUCUGAGGCGGUGGGCAGGGCUGUGGGGGAGUGUGCUGUUCUUGUGCGUGCUGUGCUUGCGGCUGUUCCCGCUGAUGCGCCGGUUAUCUUUGCUUAUGAGCCUGUUUGGGCUAUUGGGCAGCCGAGACCGGCUGGCGUUGAUCACGUUUCUGCUGUUGUUCAGGGGAUUAGGGGAGUUGUUGGGGAGAGGGUUGGGACCGUGCGGGUUCUUUAUGGCGGGAGUGCUGGGCCUGGGCUUUGGAGUGGUGGGGGUUUGGGAACGGCUGUUGAUGGGAUGUUUUUGGGGAGGUUUGCGCAUGAGAUUGGCGGUGUUAGGGAGGUUGUUAGGGAGGUCGAGGAGAGUUUGGGGCUUUGA
Penicillium antarcticum is the source of this 846-nucleotide messenger RNA. RefSeq names its product triose-phosphate isomerase. Gene Ontology annotation, biological process: glyceraldehyde-3-phosphate biosynthetic process; gluconeogenesis; glycolytic process. Bases 1 to 846 code for a protein of 281 amino acids. Lineage: Eukaryota; Fungi; Ascomycota; Eurotiomycetes; Eurotiales; Aspergillaceae. The record is from RefSeq and is a predicted model, not a curated record. The transcript has a single exon. Gene Ontology annotation, cellular component: cytosol. Gene Ontology annotation, molecular function: triose-phosphate isomerase activity.